Peromyscus leucopus (white-footed mouse) is the source of this 524-nucleotide messenger RNA. RefSeq names its product zinc finger protein 468-like. Bases 156 to 404 code for a protein of 82 amino acids. Gene Ontology annotation, biological process: regulation of DNA-templated transcription. The transcript is spliced from 4 exons. NCBI's taxonomy places the organism in Eukaryota, Metazoa, Chordata, Mammalia, Rodentia, Cricetidae. The record is from RefSeq and is a predicted model, not a curated record.
GAGGCCUGCCGGGCUGGAGAAGGGGCCUGGAUUGGCAGAAUCUCUGGUGGUUUCAGGCUGAAAGAGAAGCCAAUGCCAUAUUUCAAUUCCUCCAGCAGUUUCCCAUCAGGGCCUGGUGCCAAGAGACAGAAACUUGGAGAAGAUCAACAAGGAGAAUGGCUGUGUAUACUGUAAAUGAGCCGCAGGGUCUGUUGGGAUUCAGUGAUUUGGAUGAAGACUUUUCCCAUGAGGAGUGGGAAUGUCUGAAUCCUGCUUGGAGGACUUUAUAUAUUGAUGUGAUGUUGGAGAAUUACAGAAAUCUGGUUUUUGUAGAUUCCUCUGCAUUGAAAGAGUGGCAUCCAGUGGAUCAACUGCAGCUCUCCACCCCAGAACGUCUGAGGAGCAUCCGGAACCGGUGUGUGUGAGCUGGAAGCUUUUCUCUGGCUGUCUGUGAAGGAAGGAGCCACACUGGCACUACUGUGAUUCCUUCCAACACUGUCGUGGCAGGGCCUGGUGCUAAGGUAAGGGAGAACACGGACUCCAGC